Molecule: messenger RNA, 1611 nt
Organism: Microplitis demolitor
Lineage: Eukaryota; Metazoa; Arthropoda; Insecta; Hymenoptera; Braconidae
Gene: eIF3m
Product: eukaryotic translation initiation factor 3 subunit M
Exons: 6
Coding region: 135-1310 (391 amino acids)
Biological process (GO): cytoplasmic translational initiation
Cellular component (GO): eukaryotic translation initiation factor 3 complex; cytoplasm
Molecular function (GO): translation initiation factor activity
Source: RefSeq, a predicted model, not a curated record
CAUAUUUAAAAAACAAAAUGGCCGGCAUUACGUGUCCUAACCAUCAAUAAAUUGAAAGUAUUCAAUUUAAUGAAAUUAUUAUCAAAUAAAAAUUUUUUUUAAUAGAAUAAUAAGUAAUUUAUAAAAAAAUUACUAUGACCGUACCAGCUGUUUUUAUGGAUCUGCCACCUGAAGAUCAGGCACAGGAGUUGAGAAUUUAUUUUAAAAGUCUCGGAGCUGAAAUAAGUGAAGAAAAAUCACCACGUGGAAUUGAAGAUGAUUUACACAAAAUAAUUGGAGUUUGCGACAUUUGUUUCAAGGAGUCUAAUGAAAUUGAUAUUGAGAAUACACUGAAUGAUAUUGUGUCAAUUUUAAUCCAUAUACCAGUUGAACGUGCUGAGAAUUUAAUUCUUGUAUUUUGUGACAAAUUAAAAAAAGCUCCUGGACAAAAACUUGGUUUAGUUUGUCUCAAAGCACUAUGGCUGCUCUUUCAAUCGCUUGAAGAAAAGUCACCGAUGAGAUACCACGUGUACUAUCACUUAGUUCAAGUCGCACGCAAUGUCGGUCAAGUGCACGCAGUAUUCAGCGGAGUCGAGCAAUUAAAAGAACAAUUCAAAGCUUUCCCGCCAAAUAACGAGCAGAUGCAAAAAUUGCUUCGUCUUCUCCACGAGAUUCUCCUCAGCUGCAAGCAGGGUGACCAGGCAGCCGCAGUAAUGGUCGAGUUACUCGGUACUUAUACUGCUGAGAAUGCCAGCGAGGCUCGUGAAGAUGCUCAGCAUUGCAUUCAAGCGGCUCUUGCUGACCCCAACACAUUUUUACUUGACCCGCUUCUGGCAUUGAAGCCCGUAAGAUUUUUGGAAGGAGAAUUAAUUCAUGAUUUGCUUUAUAUUUUUGUGAGAGAAAAGUUACCUGCUUACCAGAGCUUCUACAAGGAUCACAAAGACUUUGUUGAACAUACUGUUGGGCUAAAUCACGAACAGAAUAUGAAAAAAAUGCGCUUAUUAACAUUUAUGCAGUUGGCUGAAACAAACCCAGAAAUGUCUUUUGAAACAAUUCAGAGUGAAUUGCAAAUUGAAGAGAACGAUGUCGAGAGUUUCAUUAUCGACGUAUUGAAAACAAAACUAGUACGCGCACGUAUGGAUCAAGCAAAUCGCAAAGUUUUGAUAUCUAGUACAAUGCAUCGUACUUUCGGACGCCCACAGUGGAUGCAAUUGCGUGAUUUGUUAUCCGCAUGGAAGACAAACUUGACCAGCGUCCAAGAAGGAAUGAAGUCUGUCGCCAGUGCACAAAUUGAACUCGCAUCUAAAGCUCAGUCAGCUGUUGCACAUUAAUUAAUCCAGCGCGAUUUAUCUCGACACCUGACAUCCGUCAUCCACAAUUUAAAUCCAACUAUUUUUAUGAGUGUGUAUGUAGCACAUCAAAUUUAAAAUUAUUAAUCAAUAGAGUAAAUAAUUAAUAAAAUAAAAUUUUAAAAAAUGGGCAAUUAAAAAAAUUUUUAAAUUAAUGAGUGCUUUUUUUUUUAAUUAUAUUUUUUUAAUUAUUUACUCUAUUUAUUUAUAAUUUUAAAUUUGUCUGAUGUCUGCUACAUUUACGGUCAUAUUUUUUUUUUUUAAAUUGUAAUCAACUACUUGA